UAUACAUGUUUAAAAACGAUAAAAAGGAAGGAAGGGGAAGCGCGUACCGGCUCUCCCACCGUGUCACCCGCCCCCCUUUCACACUCGUCUCACCGCCCCGCCAAUCUCUUCCCCCCCUCAUUCAUUGUGGUCUCCCGCCAAUCUCUUCCCCCUUUCUUUGUCCUUCAUAUUUCCCGCCGAUCCCUCCUAGGGUCUAUCCCUCUCGGCCCUCUCUCACACAGUCUUCGGUGCACGGCAGGCGGUGGCAGGGUGUAGGAUAAGCACAGUUGGGCACUGUAGAGGCGAUCACAAGAAUGGUUCGGUCCAGGGUUAGUCUGAGCAAGAAGCCGAAGGGCGUGGACUUCAAAAAAGUGCGACGUAAGAUUGGACGCAAGUUACCACCUCCAAACAAUGCCACCAAUACCCAGAUAAAAUCCAAAGCUAUAGUCCUUCCCGAGCAAAGCUUAGCAUCAAACAAGGAAGGGCUUCUUCUCAACAGCAAGGGGAAGUCAUUGACUGAGCUUCUGAUGCAAACAAAACAUUUUAAUCGGAAGAAUCGAACGGAUGCAUUGAUGGGUUUAAGGGAUCUUUCUCUCCAUCAUCUUGGGGAAUUAAAGUUGCAUACAGCUGUAAUUGUGGAGACUUUGAGUUUGCUUAUCAGCGAUCCUGAUAAAGGUGUUCGUGAAAUGCUGCAUUCUUUUCUGUUGACAAUUUUUCGUGGACUAAAAGAGGACAUCAAAACGCCCAUUAUUUCCAGAAUGAUGCUACAUAUUUUUAAUGCUAUGACACACUUGCAGCCUGAUAUUAGGUUAAUGGCAUUGAAAUUUUUGGACCUUAUUGUUCAGCACUAUCCAUCAUCGAUAUGUCUGCACAUUGAUAAGGUCCUUGAUAACUAUAUCGGCAUACUCAAUAACCAUCAUAUUUUUCUGGAAUACUCAAGCAAACUCAAGGAUACACUUGAUGUGCUAGUUAGCUGCUUGGCCUCAUUGACAUCACAGAAGCAAAAGGCACAGCCUUCAUAUGAGCAAGAAGCAUCUAAGAAAGGUGUAUUGCAUGCAUAUUUGGACUCAUUCCCGCCGACGAACACUGAUAAGGCAUUUUCAACCAUCUAUAGCAAACUUCAAAAGCUAGUCCUUAUUCUUGUCAGCUAUUGGAAGGAAUGCAUUCAGUUGGUCAACUCAGAGCUUAGAACCAACGGGAAAGAGUUUGAUUGCUUACAUUACAUGCUGCAAACUGUUAAUCUUUCAGUCAAGUUGGUUGUAGGAGAUCAGACAUCUAUAAGGGAUUCAAUCCUAUCUUUAGAUAAGGGAGCGGCUGGAAAAAGUUGUAACCUGCCUGAGCUGUUAGAAGAAGUAUUUGGACCCUGUUUUUCAGCAAUAAAGGAUGGUGAGAAAGAAUUCAUUUUGAAAGCUGGCAUUGCUGAAAUUUUUCUACGCCUCAAUAAGUGGAUGGAUUUCAAUCAGGACUCACUGGCAGGUUUUCUUGGUUUUAUGGAAGAUUCAUUGUGCGGAAAGGUUGGUGGAAGCAUGCAACCUUUCAAACUUGUAGAGAAGUAUUUGAUAUCAUGCAUCUAUUUGAUCCCAGAUCUUGUAACAAAAGUGACACAUGAUAGGGCCUGCCGGCUUUUACAGGCCUUUACUAGUACAUUUAAAGGUUGCAGAUCCAAGUCAGAGUUGAAGCUGGCUUGCUUGUCAUCAAUGAAACAAAUUUUUGGGAGUGGACAAGAUAUGCUUUUCGCCGAUUUAGGCAGGGAAAUCCUUAAAAUUUGGGUUCAAGCACUACCGAGGUUAUUGUUGGAUCUAGGACAAGAACAUCCUGCUUCUUCGGAGGUGGUUCUUCGUUUUUAUCUUCAUAUUUUACAAUGUGAAUGUAUGAAUUAUAGCAUUUAUUUGGCUUGUUUCUCUGGAGAAGACAUAGAGCCUUUUUAUAGUUGUGGUCAAGCAGAAGGUGGAGAAUGUGGAGGGCCGUUUAUGAAACUUCCUAGGGUCUGCCAAGAGAUUGCAGUUUGUUGCUUAUACUAUAUGCCAAAAUUGUCUAGAUCAUUGCUAGAAGCUUUAGCUCAAUGUUGUCAAUGUCAUGAUUUAGAAGCAACUUUAGUGUUAAAGGUCAUCAAUGUUGUGCACUCAUCAUAUCAAGCUGGCCAUGUUAGUAUAGAGGAUCAUAUCAGUUUCUUGAUCUCAGUUAUCUUGUGCUACCAAGUAGGAUCUGCAAAAGAUUUUUCUACUAUGGGAAUCUGCAAGGAGAGGGAUACAUAUUUCAGAAACUACAGGGUCAUUGUGCGUGCAGUAUGCUCUUGCCUUUCUGACAUGGGUGACGGGGAUCUCAUUUUCAGGAUCCUUCAGCCUGUCAUUCUACGUCAGCUGAAGAGCGAUCUACCAAUUGACAAGAAAUGUGCUGUGAUAAGGAUGAUUCUUGUUCUGAAUUCGAGAUUGGAAAAUCUUCCUGAGGACAUUGUGGAUGAGCUGGGACAUUGGCUAUCAGAAUAUCUGAUUAAAGCUGCUGCCAUAGCGCUGGAAAAUGAAUCUGGUGCUGGACAAGCCGAUUGGAGAAGAAAUGACAUGUACUAUAUUAUCCCAUGCAUUUAUCUGCUUCACCAAAGCUGGAAACUUUUUUCUGUGGUGCUAGAAUCAUUUCUUCGAUCACAUGAGUAUUCAUCUUCUACUCUGUCAAGCCAGACUAGCCAGAUCCAAUGCAUUAAUUACAUUCUCUCACACAUGAAUGGUUUCAAGAUAUUCCAGAGACAUUCUUUGUCUUGUGAAGCACUUAUCAUGGGCAUUAUGGAGAAAUUCAGAAAAGCAAGAGAGCCUCUUAGAGAAUCAAGAUGCAUAACCUAGUGAUGAAAAAUUUGUUGUCUACUGCAUUCUGAUGAAGUGGCUCAUCUCUUCAUAAUCCAUGUUUGCACGCUAAGUUGCAGCAGGAUCAAGGAACUUCCAUCUAGGAUCUGUAAAGGACAAUCUAAUCACUGAUGGCAGUUUUUGAUGUGGGAUUAUUUGCACGCUUGAACUGGCCCUUGUGAGCUGUCUGAAAAUACUUUUGGAGGUAAGCAAGUUUUGAGCCUUGAUGGGAACUGAGGUCAUCUUGCUCCGUGUUAAUGCUUUUGACAGGUUUGUCAGCGUACUGAUGGCACACCAACUAGGACAUGUGGCUGACACUAACGUGCUAAUUAUCUGGCACUCCCUCGUUGGACUGCAAGGGUGAACUGUUAUUCUUUUAGGAGCUUUUAUUUUCUUGAAGAACAAGAUGCAAGUCUGCGAAAGCAAAGGACGGAUGUAAAUUACGAAUUUCGGAUCUUGCGUCUUUGCUUCUGUUAUUGGUUUUUUGGCAGUAAUUCUAUCUGGUGCUGAAAAUUUUGUCUUGACAGAACCCUAUUUGUCAUGUCCAUCGGGCUGUGUAUGGAUAUCUCACAACAAUGAGCAAAUAAUUUUUGAAGUCGCAAGUAGAUUCCAAUAACUUCAA
This is a messenger RNA of Nymphaea colorata (pocket water lily), 3435 nucleotides long. RefSeq lists its product as uncharacterized. Bases 294 to 2813 code for a protein of 839 amino acids. Gene Ontology annotation, cellular component: nucleus. The record is from RefSeq and is a predicted model, not a curated record. The transcript is spliced from 21 exons. NCBI's taxonomy places the organism in Eukaryota, Viridiplantae, Streptophyta, Magnoliopsida, Nymphaeales, Nymphaeaceae.